Molecule: messenger RNA, 1749 nt
Organism: Naegleria fowleri
Lineage: Eukaryota; Heterolobosea; Eutetramitea; Acrasida; Naegleriidae
Exons: 1
Coding region: 1-1749 (582 amino acids)
Source: RefSeq, a predicted model, not a curated record
AUGACUGUACAUAAUCAUCCAUUUGCCGCAUUCCAACAACAAUUGCCAUCUCACAACAAUUUUCAGAGAACCACUGAUCCAUCCAUGAUGAUGAUGAUGAAGAACAACAACACUACUACCACUACUACCAAUGCUACUGCUGCUUUGGUACCCAUCAAAUUGAUCAUCAAGAAGAAGAUUAAAAAGACCAAGUCCGACUCGACCUUCACCAAGCCUCCAAAGCCAGCUCUUCUUCUUCACGAAGAUAGUGUUUCUCAAAGAGAGCUCUCUUUUGAAACAUUCACCCAAAACAUUUAUCGUCUAUUGGGUGUACAAGAAGAAUUUGCCAAAAUGAAAAUUAAAGUUAGACGCAACAAUGAGAUGAAGAAAUUCAAAGCCAUUCGUGAUGAGAAGAAGUGGAACAAGGUGGUUGAGAAAUUGCUGGCCCAUUACAAUGGUUCCCCAAUCGAGUUCAAGAUUGUGGUCAAGGUUUCCAAUUGUCCCGAGAACAAGGCUUUGAUUCCGCUUCAACAUCAAGCCAUGCAACAGCCAGCAUCCUCUCAAGUUGGCAGAAGCAACGAUGGUGGUGUUGUUGUUCUUGCUCAACAAAACGUUUCACCCGUUGCAAUGAAGAAUGAAUUAGUUCCACCAUCAGCACCACCUUCUAUCGUGGAAGAACAAGUUCAACAUCCAUUGUUGAAUGUGCAAGCAACUGCUGGUCAUGAUGAUAAUAAGGUACAAGCCUCCACUGAUGCAUCCAACCUUACUGUUGCAAAGAAGAAAUUCGAAAAGUGUUGCUUUACCGAAGAGGAAAGACUGGUUAUAAAGAACAAGAAAGCUGAAAUUCAGCUAUUGAAAUCUCAAAUUAAGUUGAAGAAACAAGAUUUGAAAAAUUACAAGAAUGAAAUCAAGAACAAGAAGAAGGAAGAGAAGAGACAAAGUGAACAUGGUACUGAAACUCUUCCAUCCAAUCAUUGUCACAGUACUACUGCUGAAAGAAUUUAUCCCACUCUUGUCUCAUUUGCAGACGAGAAGCGUCACAAGCAUCAUCAUGGCAAGGAGUUGAAGAAUCCUGAAAAACUCUUGUGGAAGCAACAAAAAAAGCUCGAAAAGGAGAAGAAAAAGCUCGAGAAAGAAUCUCACAAACAAAUCAAGAGAGAACUAAAAUUGAAGAAGCUUGAACAUAAGCAAAUGAUGCGUGCUCAAAUUGCUAUCAACAUGCAAGAUGAUGUUGACCUUAGCAAUGGUGAUUUUUUGAACAUUCCAUCCAACGUGACACAAAUCUUCAUUGACGGAAACAACAUGUUCUUCAUGACCAAAACAUUGAGAGAUCUCAUCUUGAAGAAUAAGGACAAGGUUAUGGUUGAAAAGUUGAUCAUUCAUAUUGCCCAAAAGUUUGCUCAAAUUCUCUCUGAUAAUCGCCAACCUCUUAAGAUGUUACAUAUUUGCUUUGAUUCUGCAAGCCUUCAAGUCAUUUGUGAAAAGGAUACAUUUGUUGUAUCUAGCGCCACUCAACGUGGUUUCACAACAGCUGAUGACAUGCUUGUAGAUUUAGCAAUGAGGCAGAAUGUAGCUGGAUCUGUGGACUCUUGCCUGUUUGUAACUUCUGAUUUGGCAUUGAGAGAAAGAUUGAGAAAUGCAGGAGCAAAGUGCAUUGGCUCAGGAUUAUGGAUGAAAUCAUGCUAUCAAAAGCUUUGUGUGAACACUGAGCUUCAAUCUUUGGAUGAUUGGAUGGCUGUUGAAUUGAAAGAACUCAAUUACACUCUUUAA